Messenger RNA from Pyrus x bretschneideri (Chinese white pear), 1204 nucleotides. Its product is annotated as probable calcium-binding protein CML49. The record is from RefSeq and is a predicted model, not a curated record. NCBI's taxonomy places the organism in Eukaryota, Viridiplantae, Streptophyta, Magnoliopsida, Rosales, Rosaceae. The coding region runs from base 61 to 990 and encodes 309 amino acids. The transcript has 5 exons. Gene Ontology annotation, molecular function: calcium ion binding.
AAAAAUCUGCAGCCACUCCCCAAAACAAAAUUUUCGGACCUUCCUCAAGAGCAAAAGAAAAUGUCAGGGUACCCACACCCUCCUCCCGGCUACGGCUACGGCAGCGCUCCACCACCAGGCCAACCUUACGGCGCCCCGCCCCAAGGCCAACCCUACGGUGCGCCGCCCCAAAGCCAACCCUACGGCGCACCGCCGCAAGGGCAGCACCAGCACCAGACAGCCCAACCCUACGGUGCUCCGUCUGCACCGUACGGGGCCCCAUCCUCCGCACCGUACGGCGCGGCCUACGCGCCAGAGAAGCCGUACAAUCCAGAUAAGCCGUAUAAUCCCGACAAGCCUCACAAGAAUCAAGGUGGAGGAGGCGGAGGCGGAUACCCGAAUCAAGGUGGAGGAGGCGGAGGUGGAUACCCGCCACCUGCUCAUGGUUACGGGAGCCCGUUUGCGGCUUUAUUGCCAUCGGUGUUCCCGCCGGGCACAGACCCGAACGUCAUAGCUUGCUUUCAGGUGGCGGAUCAGGACGGCAGCGGCUUCAUCGACGACAAGGAGAUGCAGAGAGCUCUGUCGUCGUACAAUGAGAGCUUCAGCUUGAGGACUGUUCAUCUUCUCAUGUACACCUUCACCCAGACCAACGCCAGGAAGAUCGGGCCCAAGGAAUUCGCUGCACUGUUCUACAGUCUUCAAAGUUGGAGGGGAAUAUUUGAGAGGUCGGACCGGGACAGAAGUGGGUUCAUUGAUUCAAAUGAGUUGAGAGAUGCACUGCUGAGUCUGGGAUUUUCUGUGUCACCUGUAGUUUUGGAACUGCUGGUCUCUAAAUUCGACAAGUCUGGAGGCAAAAAGAGGGCCAUUGAAUAUGACAAUUUCAUCGAGUGCUGUCUGACUGUUAAGGGAUUAACUGAGAAGUUUAAGGAGAAGGACAAAGCGUACACUGGUACGGGAACUUUCAGUUAUGAGGAGUUCAUGUUGACCGUCCUGCCAUUCCUCAUUGCGUAGGUUGUUCGUUGUUAAAAGGCUUUAUGAAUUCGGGUUUUUACAGUAAUGUUGUAAUAUCUAGCUCCUUUUUUUUUCCUGUUUCUGCGUGGUGUGGAAUGCUGUAGCUGUAAUUUCUCCCUAUUUAGCUUUCAUAGAAUAAUGCUUCAGAGUUUGGUUUUUGCAUCAUUUUCCUAUCAAAGGUUAAUGCUUGGAAAUAAAAGUUCAUUUGUGGUGA